AUGGAUGUAUGUAGAUAUGUAACAUCAUUCGAAGCUUACUUGCAGAUGAUGGCUACGAAGAGCAAGAAGAAACGAGGGAAAAAUGAUGAAAAGUGUAGUAGCAUGACAGAAAAUCAUAAGUAUUUGGAGAAUGAAACAGCAAUAUGGAAGCUUAAUGAUGAUUGCUUGACACCAGGCCUUGACUUGUUUUGCAUUUGCUUCAAGUCAAGUCACACGAGUAAGUCAAGUGAUUUAAUUCUUUCAACUCAAAAACGAGAAGAAAAUCUUUUAGGCUGCUUGAUGAUGUGGAAGUGGAAGCACCACAUUAAAAGCAGAAAUUUUUAG
Clunio marinus is the source of this 324-nucleotide messenger RNA. Lineage: Eukaryota; Metazoa; Arthropoda; Insecta; Diptera; Chironomidae. The record is from the annotation of a GenBank genome assembly.